Molecule: messenger RNA, 2679 nt
Organism: Ananas comosus (pineapple)
Lineage: Eukaryota; Viridiplantae; Streptophyta; Magnoliopsida; Poales; Bromeliaceae
Product: pentatricopeptide repeat-containing protein At2g01510, mitochondrial-like
Exons: 1
Coding region: 1-2679 (892 amino acids)
Biological process (GO): RNA modification
Molecular function (GO): protein binding; zinc ion binding; RNA binding
Source: RefSeq, a predicted model, not a curated record
AUGUCAUUCACCAUCCAACAACCCCUCCUCUUCCCAAACCCGGCAGCCCACUCAAUCACCUUCCUUCAAAAUACCACUCGCCGGUCGCUUAUUAGGACAGCCAAUGCUGAUUGCGCCCGUAAGCUGUUUGAUGAAAUGCCCAAGUGUACCGCCAAUUUCUCUUCCCACUCCUCUCUCGUCUUGUCCAACACCAAACAAGGGAACUUCUCCCAUGCACUCGAUCUCUUCGUCGAAUUCUUGAAGUCCGGGUGGAGCCCAGAUGAGUCCGCUCUCGCCAGCCUCCUGAAAGCCAGCUCGCGCCUGCCCGGAUCGAGCCUCGGUGAACAGCUCCAUGCCAAGUCAGUCUGUCUCGGCCUCUCUCUGGAGCGCCGUAUUCGGGCUUCUCUCAUAACCAUGUAUUCGACAGUCGGCCUCCUCGAAGAAGCCCGCCAAGUGUUCGACCAAGUCUCUUUAGCUUGCGAAGGCGAUGCACCCACGUGGAAUUCCAUCAUGUCGGCCUAUGCCUACCAUGGCCGGUACCGCGAGUGCUUCGUCUUGUUCGUGGCCGUGCUUGGUGUAGCGCAACCUCUUUUGACUGAUGCAACCUAUGCUAUAAUAAUCCACGCGUGCUCGUCGGGCGAAAAUGUGGAGAUGGGGAAGAUGAUACAUGCAAUGAUUGUCAAGGAGCAGAUGGUGGAGGAUAAGACGAAGAUGCUUAACUCUCUUAUUACCAUGUAUGCAAAAUGCGGUCGCAUGGAUGACGCAUACAAGGUGUUUUGGGCAAUGGAUCGGACAGAUGUGGUUUCGUGGAACGCUGUGAUAUCAGGUCUUGAUCUAAAUGAGGAAUACCAGAAUGCGAUAGAUCUGUUUAGAUUACUGACCCGGCCAGAGGGCCGAAGGCUUCCAAAGCCGAAUAGGAUCACGUUCCUCAGUGUGUUGAGUUGUGUAUCGAGCCUCUCGGCUUGGAGGUUGGGGAGGGAGGUUCAUGCGCAACUGACUAAAUUCGGGCUCGAAUGUGAGACAAGCGUAGGUAAUUCCUUGAUUAUCAUGUAUGGAAAGUAUGGUGACAUGGCGAAAGGAAGAUUGGUUUUCGAUAGAAUGCCUUCUCGUGAUGUUGUAAGUUGGAACUCGCUGCUUGCAGGAUACGAACGGAACAAGCAAUUUGGGCUAGUUCUCGAGUUAUUCAAGAAAAUGGUCUUGCUUGGGAUUAGACAUGAUUUUCAUACUUUAGCCAUUCUUCUUAGUGGAUUGCCAUCUGAUCCAGUAGUGCCUGAUUCUUGCAAGAUAGGGAGAGAAAUUCACGGUUAUAUAUUAAAAAGAGCAUUGCCAAAAUCACUUGAAGUGUUGGUAUGUAACGCACUUAUAAGUAUGUAUGCAAAGAAUGGCAGGCUAGUUGAUGCCGAAAAAAUAUUCAGUAAAAUGGGGGUGCGAGAUUCCCACUCUUGGAAUGCAAUGGUCAGUGGGUGCUCCAUGAAUGGAUUUGGCGAUGAUGCUAUCAAACUGUUCGUUGAAAUGCUUACAAGAGAUUUCGAACCCAAUCACCUAACAUUCUCAGUUCUUCUUACCACAUGCGGCAAGUUGUUUUCUGUAAAAUUGGGAAAACAGCUCCACGGUUCAGCAGUAAAACACUGUCUCCAUACCCCAAGCUCUCGCCAUUUCCUUUUCUCAAUCAACAAUGCAUUAAUAUCCAUGUAUACAAAAUGCGGCAGUGUAAAGGAUGCGGAGGAAGUGUUUCGAGGGAUGGAGAGAUGGGAUGUGUUCUCAUGGACGGCCAUGAUUACAGGGUAUGCACAUCACGGCAUGGCGGAUGAAUCUAUUCAAACAUUCGAGAGGAUGAUAAGGGAUGGCUUCACACCCAACUCGGUCACCUUCCUUGGAUUGCUCACUGCUUGUGCUCAUACUGGUCUAGUUGAAAAAGGUGGCUACUAUUUCACUUUGAUGAGCAAAAGCUAUGGUUUAGAGCCGAACUUCGAGCAUUAUGCUUGCAUGGUUGAUUUAUAUGGUCGGUCUGGUCAAUUCAAUAGGGCCGAAGCUAUCAUUCAAGCUGGAAUUGCGCAUCUAGGAGAAAGCAAAAACUCUUCUCUAUGCCUCUGGAAAGUAUUGCUUGGAGCUUGCCAUGCGCACAAGCAGCUCCAGCUAGGUAUUCGAGUAGCAACAAAGAUUUUAGAGCUUGAACAGGAUGACGAGACCACCCAUGUUCUUCUCUCUAAUCUGUAUGCCUCUUUUGGAAUGUGGGAAGAUGCGGUUGCAGUUAGAAGAUCAAUGCGGGAGAGAGGGCUGAAGAAGGAAGCUGGAUGUAGUUGGGUCGAGGUAGGUAAUAAGAGACAUGUCUUUGUAGCGGGAGACGAAAUGCAUCCGGCACAGAAGAAGAUAUACGAGAAGCUCGACGAGCUUGACCAGAAGUGUAGAAGAAUUGGAUAUCUUCCCUUCACCGGUUGUGUUCGUCAUGAUUUAGAUGAGAUACAAAAGGAAGCAAUUUUGAGUUGCCAUAGUGAAAAGCUAGCAUUAUCUUUUGCCCUAGUACAUAGAGGGUCUAGUAAUGGUGUGAUUAGGGUGUUCAAGAAUUUGAGAGUUUGUACAGAUUGCCAUAAUUGGAUAAAAUUUACUUCACAAGUUGAGGGCGUGGAGAUUGUUAUGAGGGAUUCUCGACGGUUUCACUCUUUCAAGCAUGGCAAAUGUUCGUGUGGUGAUUAUUGGUAA